AGCCCCAGCAGUGCCACCUGUCAGUGUCCAUCUGUGCCAGCUCUCAGUGCUCAUCCAUGGCACCUGUCAGUGCCCAUCAGUGCCACAUUUCAGUGCCCAUCAGUGCCCCAUAUUAGUGCCCAUCUGAGCUGCCUUUCAGUGUCACCCAUCAGUGCCAGUCAAUGCCACCUAUCAAUGCCAGUCAUCAGUGCCGCCUAUCAGUGCGCAUCAGUGCUGCCUAUCAGUGCCCGUCAGUGCUGCCUAUCAGUACCACCUACCAUCAGUGCCACCUAUCAGUGCCAUAUAUGAGUGCUGCAUUUCAGUGCCCAUCAGUGAUGCCU
Molecule: messenger RNA, 320 nt
Organism: Staurois parvus
Lineage: Eukaryota; Metazoa; Chordata; Amphibia; Anura; Ranidae
Source: the annotation of a GenBank genome assembly